AUGAGACUAGAAGGAGUUUCACCGAACAAGAUGAGCCAGUUUGCUGUUGUGCUUGAGGUUUUUGAAGUUGCUCCUUCACUGUUCAUGGUAGAUGUUCGGAAGGCUGCUGGGGAAACUCUUCAGUACCACAGGUUCUACAAGAAUCUUUGUAGUAAGCUGGAGCAUAUUAUUUGGAAACCAGCAGAUGGAGCUGAUAAAUCUGGUAUUCUGAAAACGGACGUAGCCUCCAUUAGAGAAGAAGUGUAGAAGCGAAUAGUGAAUAACCUGAAUGGAUGGCUUUGAUCACCGAUGUUUUGAGAGUACAAACUAACUUUGUUUAGGAUCUGUAUAGAUCAUGAGUGUAUUCAUCCUCAACAAAGUUGUUCAGGUACAUUCCAGAUCACAGAUUUGUAGCUCCAUAUUUGUAUGAGCUUGCCAAUAGCAAAAUGCAGGAAACCUAUGUGUAGAAAGCAUGUUAUGUAGCUGUAACUGCUUGUAAGGAAGUUGGUGAUGCCUAAAAGGGUUUCUCUUCCAUGACCUAUUAUUAUUAUUAUUAAACUGCUUUGGUACAGUUAAAAUGCCCAUUUAUAAUUUUCAUCUUUUACAAUUGGGAUGCAAAUAUUUCAUUUUUACA
This is a messenger RNA of Dendrobium catenatum, 613 nucleotides long. Its product is annotated as CBL-interacting protein kinase 24. The record is from RefSeq and is a predicted model, not a curated record. Gene Ontology annotation, biological process: protein phosphorylation; signal transduction. Gene Ontology annotation, molecular function: ATP binding; protein kinase activity. NCBI's taxonomy places the organism in Eukaryota, Viridiplantae, Streptophyta, Magnoliopsida, Asparagales, Orchidaceae.